Messenger RNA from Mastomys coucha (southern multimammate mouse), 1718 nucleotides. RefSeq names its product chitinase 3 like 1 (gene Chi3l1). Gene Ontology annotation, cellular component: extracellular region. Gene Ontology annotation, biological process: chitin catabolic process; carbohydrate metabolic process. Lineage: Eukaryota; Metazoa; Chordata; Mammalia; Rodentia; Muridae. The transcript has 10 exons. The record is from RefSeq and is a predicted model, not a curated record. The coding region runs from base 102 to 1277 and encodes 391 amino acids. Gene Ontology annotation, molecular function: chitin binding.
GGGGGCGGGGGAGUGGAGUGGGAUGGGAUGGGUAUAAGAAGGAGGUGUGGAGCCUAAGGAAGAAGCCCUGACUAAGGAGCUGGGUACUAGGAGAAGCCAUCAUGGGCACCUCUGCUGAAGCCAGGAUGGGCAUGAGAGUGGCACUGACAGGCUUCACGGUCCUGAUGCUGCUCCAGACCUGCUCUGCGUACAAGCUGGUCUGCUACUUCACCAGCUGGUCCCAGUACCGGGAAGGCGAUGGAAGCUGCUUCCCAGACAGCAUCGAUCCUAUCCUGUGCACCCACAUCAUCUACAGCUUUGCCAACAUUAGCAACAACAAGAUUGGCACAUGGGAGUGGAAUGAUGUGUCACUCUAUGGCACGCUGAAUGCACUGAAGGCCAGAAACCACAACCUGAAGACCCUCCUGUCUGUUGGAGGAUGGAAAUUUGGUGCAGAAAGAUUUUCCAGGAUUGUCUCCAACACUAAGAGUCGCAAGACUUUCAUCGAGUCAGUAGCCCCGUUCCUGCGCACUUUUGGCUUUGAUGGGCUGGAUCUCGCCUGGCUCUACCCUGAACCAAGAGACAAGCCCUAUUUAUCCACCCUGAUCAAGGAACUGAAGGAGGAAUUCACAAAGGAAGUUCUCCAGCCAGGCACGGAGAAACUCCUGCUCAGCGCGGCUGUGUCAGCAGGAAAGGUGAAACUUGACAGUGGCUAUGACAUCGCCCAGAUAGCCCAACACCUGGAUUUUAUCAAUCUCAUGACCUACGAUUUCCAUGGAGACUGGCGGAAAACUGCAGGACAUCACAGCCCCCUUUUCCGAGGCACGGAGGAAGCUACGUCUGACAGAUUCAACAAUGUGCAAUAUGCCGUGGGGUACAUGCUGAAGCUGGGAGCCCCCGCCAGCAAGCUAGUGAUGGGCAUCCCCACCUUUGGGAAGACCUUCACCCUGGCAACUUCUGAGAAUCAGGUGGGAGCUCCAAUCUCAGGGAAAGGAUUACCAGGCCGGUUCACCAAGGAGGAAGGGACCCUUGCCUACUACGAGAUAUGCGACUUCCUCAAAGGAGCUGAAGUACGUAGAAUCGAUAGCCAGAAGGUUCCCUAUGCUACCAGGGGCAACCAGUGGGUGGGGUAUGACGACGUGGAGAGUGUCAAAAACAAGGUUAGGUACCUGAAGGAAGCGUCCCUGGCAGGAGCCAUGGUGUGGGCAUUGGAUUUGGAUGAUUUCCAGGGCCACUGUAAGCAGAACGGACGCUUCCCGCUCACCAACGCCAUCAAGAAUGCCCUGAAUGCGGCUUAGCUCCCCCUUUCCCACAUGGUACCUCCACCCUCUGGCCAGGAGUUUGAUCACUUGCAAUGAAUGCUAAGUCUCCCAACUGGGCCUCAGUUUUCCUCCUUUGGAACCUGUGUAGGGGUCCACCGCAGGCUCAGCUAGGGAAAAUAGGGUAGGACAGACGGUGGGGUUGUGAGAGUCACAGGGUGAGGCAGAUACACACUCGAAUGCAAAUUCCCAGACUCUUAAACUCCCUUUACCCAGUUCACCUGACCAAAGGACGCCAUUUUGGCAAGUUUUAGCUAACAUCAAGCAGGCACACAUCUUACAGGAUUCAGGAGCCACACUAAUUAUACCCUCUGCAAAGCCCAACUUGAAACCUUCCCUUAGGAACUUAAUCGUCUCUCUGCCCCACUUCCCUUUCCCUAAUUCCACAGCUGUUCAAUAAAGUGCCAGAGCUUAACAGUG